This is a messenger RNA of Ilyonectria robusta, 972 nucleotides long. RefSeq lists its product as uncharacterized. Bases 131 to 655 code for a protein of 174 amino acids. NCBI's taxonomy places the organism in Eukaryota, Fungi, Ascomycota, Sordariomycetes, Hypocreales, Nectriaceae. The transcript is spliced from 2 exons. The record is from RefSeq and is a predicted model, not a curated record.
GGACAGGUAAGUAAGUGUACAAUCAUGUCCCAUCCCUGUCACUAGUUGCCUGUGGCUUUUCUUCAUGGACUGAAUGGUUUAUGCCAUCCAUCCGACUUCUUCGAUCUGAUGACACUCACUGACGACGUUCAUGCUAAGCACAGAAUACGGUCCCUGUGUCUGUCUCCGACCUCCGACUCUGUUCCUGAUACUCAAACUCUUCCAUGGUCAUCGACGGUGUCCCCGAUCCUCAACCCGGUACUCGACCCUCGGCGUUUUCCCCGCCACCAAACGCCAGGAUUCAGACCCAAUAGACGGAGGAGUGAUAUUGGAGGAGUUCUUGACGGACUUCUCAGGGUCACGUGGUCCGUCAGGCUGCCACUCUCACCACCUCCAACAGCCUCCACCACCUCAACAACUUCUACCGCCUUCAACAACUUCCACCACCACUAUCGACACCAUCGUCUCGUCAACACCACCAUCGGAGCCAUCCUCUCGUCACCAUGACAGCCUACACCAAUGCGCCACAUGUGUUGCCCGAUUCACUUGCAUCAUCUGCAUCAGUUGCCUCGCGAUGUCUCAACCCCCGUUUCUGCAUCGGUGCGGACGAGUAACGGCAAGCCCUCAAAAUCGUCGACGAAACAAAGUCGCGAACCGUGGUGACACAAGAGGCUGACGUCCGGAGAUCGAAGCCUUGAAGGAAACACUGUUCAAUGGACGACGAGCAGCAUGAGCCGAUGCCUCGCUCCGAGAUGCAAGUGUACCCUUGUUGCUAUUUGUACAGACCAGACUGACCUGCCUCAUAGAAGGUGGUGGGAAACAAGGACAAAGUGACAGAGACAUCGAUAAUCCGAGUGACAAAAGACGAUCUGAAGAGCAAGUGUUUGUUGUCGAGAGGGAAACAGAGUCUCGAGGCUGGCGUCUUGGCGAGCUCCACUACGACGCCCCCUGCGGCCGAAAAGAAGGCCAAAACCAAGCUUUGUCUUUUCAACC